CUUGGAGGCUGCUGGGAGCUGAGUAGCCAUGGCGACGGCGGGGCGCUAUGGCGCCGCUGCUCUGCUCCUGGCGCUCAGCGUGCGGCUCUCGGCUGGGCAGAGCUUCUCCCUGCCUCUGCGCCAGCCGCAGGACUGCGGCGAUGCCCGUUACUUCGAUAUCUCCAGCCUGGCGUGCGGCCAGUGCGGGCCCCACCAGGGGCGGAGCGCCUGGGGUAUUUCAUGUGUAUGUCUACCAGGAUUCAAGAUGGUUUCUAAUAAUGGUGGGCCUUCUGUUGUUUGUGAAAAAUGCCCAGAGAAUAUGAGUGGCGUUACUGAAGAUGGGUGGAAUUGUAUUACUUGUCCUAAAGGCUUAACUACAGAAGGAAAAUGUAAAUGCGCCAUUAAUGAAAUUUUGGUGGAAAGAGAUGUUAAUGGCACGUUGUUGAAUGAAGCAUUGUGUAUACGCUGUGAUGCAAAUGAACCAUCAUUCUCUGCUUCAAAUGUUUUGGGAGAUAGGUGUAUAAGAUGUGAACAAACAUUCAUCAAUAUAAGUGAGUCUUGUGACUGUUCGGACCCAAAUAUUUUGACUGGAGGGUUAUGCUUCAGUAACAGCAGAAACUUCCCCUCAAAGGCAGUUGCAACUGUACGUUAUGGACAGCUAGGUAUAACAGUGGUAUCAGCAUGGUUUCUGAAAAACCUACAAGCAUCAGCGGCUGCUUGUUGGCUGUACUCCAAUCUAACAUCAUGCCAAGCACUUGGAAAUAUGUGUGUGAUGAACAUGAACUCAUUAAGCUCUACCACUAGUGAUGCAUGUGGUCUGUUUCAGUAUGUCUAUGCAAAUACAGCAGGGCUAGGCACUGUUCAUUCAGUAUCCUUCUGGAGACAGAAUCUUCCAUGGCUGUACUACGGUGACCAGCCAGGAUUAGCAUCUCAAGUACUUGAUACAACCCAGUUCCCUACAAGCUUCAGUUUUAAAGGAACAAACAAGAAUAUAAAACUGCAGCUUAUCGCAGCUUCAUAUGAUGCAGAGGGAAACUUUCUUAAAUGGCAAAAUUUGGAAGGAGGUGUCUUGCAGCUUUGUCCUGACACACUGACUAGACUGAAUGCUGCUUAUAUUUUUGGAACAACUUAUCAACAAAGUUGUACAAUUUCUGUUUCCAAGAUGUUAUCGGAUUUUGCUAAUCCGAUAUUUUAUGAUGUGUAUCUUGAAUAUCAUGAUGAUGAUAGUGGACAGCAAUAUCUGUGGGCCGUGCCAGUUUUAAACUUAAAUCUCCAAUACAAUGAAAUGUCUGUGAAUCAAGGCAGCAAUAAGAACAAUUGGCUUUUGACUCGUCGGAUGUUUUUGGUGGAUAGUUUAAGUGGACAAGAGAGUGACUUGGGAAAACAACCAAGAAUAAUUCGAAUUGCUAGCAAAAUAACCAUCAGUAUUCGUCUUAUUCCCAGUACUCAGAGAGGAACUAUCUAUCCCCCUCUAAUUACCAUUGCCUACAAGGAUGUUCUUGUCCAAAACCCAGAUACCCAGAGUGUGAUGGUUUCCUUCUCAGUUAAUUAUGAAAUGAACCAAUCAGAGGCUCAAAUUCAGACAGAUAUUGCAUUGGGUGUGCUUGGUGGACUGUCAGUUUUAUGGUCUCUUCUGAAGACUGCUGGCUGGAAGAGGCGGAUAGGGAGCCCUAUAAUUGACUUGCAGACAGUUUUGAAGUUCUUGCUGUUUUAUGCUGGAGACCUUGCCAACGUUUUCUUUAUCAUCACAGUGGGAACAGGGCUUUACUGGCUUAUUUUCUUCAAAGCACAGCAAUUUGUCUCGGUUCUUUUACCACUUCCAUCUCAAGAAGAGGAUUUUGUUACAUAUGUAGGAUGUGCUUUUGCUCUAAAGGCUCUGCAAUUUUUGCAUAAGCUAUUUUCGCAACUUACUGUAGAUGUUUUCUUUAUUGACUGGGAGCGUCCUAAAGGCAAAAUCCUUAAAGCUAUUGAAGGUGAAGGUGGCAUAAAAAGUGCUGCUGCACCUGUGAGCAUAUGGAGGACAUAUUUUAUAGCAAAUGAAUGGAAUGAAAUUCAGACUGUGAGGAAGAUAAAUCCACUCUUUCAAGUCCUUGCAGUUCUUUUCUUUUUGGAGGUUGUUGGAUUUUCAAACCUGGCAUUAAUGGAUUCUUCUUCGAGUCUUACAAGAAGCAGUGAGAGUUACAUAGCUCCCUGGAGCCGCAUUCUGAGAUUUGGUGUGUCUACUGUCCUCUGGCUAGUCAUUGCCAUGUUACAGAUCAUAUUCUUUGCUGUAUUUUAUGAGAGAUUUGUAGAAGAUAAGAUAAGACAAUUUGUUGAUUUGUGCUCUAUGAGCAAUAUUUCGGUAUUUCUCUUAUCACACAGAUGCUUUGGGUAUUAUAUCCAUGGUCGGUCUGUGCAUGGACAUGCAGAUACCAAUAUGGAAGAAAUGAAUAUGAACCUAAAGAGAGAAGCGGAAAAUUUGUGUAGUCAAAGAGGUUUAUUACCCAACACAGAUGGCCAGACGUUUCAGAUUUCCAUUUCAGGCAAGAUGAGACAGCAGUAUGAUAGGAUUCAUGAAACCCUAACAAGGAAACAUGGUCCUGCUAGACUUUUAGAUUCAUCUGCAACUACUUUUGAACAGAGUACUAAGGCAUACCAUACCAUGAACAAAUUUCUUGGCUCCUUUAUUGACCACAAAAAUGAGUUUCUGGCAGGGAAGCAAAGGGAAGCCACAAGAGUGGUUACGGGCCCCUUGGAGCAACAGGCAGAGAGGUAAAUCACUAUGGUGGGGCUGGGGACACUCCAGCCAGUGCCAGGUCAGACCCACUCCCGAUGCAUCCGGAACCCCCAAUAUCCAGACUCUCCCGCUGAGUUCCCUGUACCCGGAGCCCCCCUGUGCCCAGACCAUCCCCACCCCCCGAAACCUCCUACUCCUGCACCCAGCCCUUGCCAGCCUCAUCCCGGCCGGGGGGUCCUACCCUGAGCCGGGCUCAGCUGCUAGUCCCAGCAAGGCUGGGGGUCGGGGAGAAGGACACUUCCCUUGCACGGAGCGGCUGGGCCAGGGCCGGGUCAGAUCCCCUGGCUCUGCACCUCCCCCCCCCCCACUUCCUGCCCCCAUCACUCCUCAGCUGCGGGGUGAGGGGUCACUGUGUGAGGAGCUGCUUCCCUGUCUGCCCAACCCUCCUGCAUCUGGACCCCCAUCCCUACACCCAGACCACCCCCUGCACUCAAACCCCCACCCGAUGAGCCCUACCCCCUAUACACUUGGACCAUCCCACGAGCCCCCCGCACCUGGAUCCCAACCCCUCUGAGCCCCAACCAGCUCCACCCAGAUCUCCACUCCCCCCAGCACCCAGACCCCCCUGCUGAGCUCCCCAGAUUCCCCCCCAUUAUGCCCCAUGUCCACACACUCAGAAACACCCCCCGUGAAUCCCAGCUACAUUCACCUGGAGCCCCUUGCAGAGUCCCAUUGCCCCUGCACCCAGAAACCCCCCAACGAGCCCCUAUGCAUCCAGAUGCCCUCUGCACCCAGACCUUCCCCCACUGAGCUGCCAGCACUCAGAUUGGCCCACACAGAACCCUCUCACCCACACCUGGAUCCCUCCACAUACUUGUAUCCUGCCGCACUGAGCCUGGUUGCUCACACCUGGUGUGCGUGGCACAGUUUUGCUCACCGUGGUGAGUUGCUUCACCUGCUACUCUUGAGGCAAUAAAUAAAUAUGGAGGUUCCAGCACGUACUGGGGCAGGCCUGGCCCUUGUGCUGUGUCAGGGUCAGGGUCAGGUGCAGCCUCACCACUCAGUUGGUGUCCUGGGGACGAGUUGCAGGGUGAUCUCGCACCUCCGUGCAGCCAUUGGCUUCUGUUCCCCACUGCUAUGCUGGAGCCUCCAGAUCUAUUUAUUGACAAAUAAAAUUUGCAGAAUUUUAAAAUAUUGUGUGCAGAAUUUUUAAUUGUUUGGCUCAGAAUUCCCUCAGGAGUAAACAGAGUGGACAGUACUCUUUUAAUUCAUACUACUAUUUUAAGUAGUUAUUCUCCACCUUUUGUAAAGUGCACUUCUAGCAUUUUUUACCCUGAGGAUCCUAGAGCUAAGUAUUGGGGGGGGGGGGGUUGUUUG
This is a messenger RNA of Trachemys scripta elegans, 4072 nucleotides long. RefSeq names its product transmembrane protein 67 (gene TMEM67). The transcript has 26 exons. Bases 29 to 2734 code for a protein of 901 amino acids. NCBI's taxonomy places the organism in Eukaryota, Metazoa, Chordata, Testudines, Emydidae. Gene Ontology annotation, cellular component: ciliary transition zone; MKS complex. The record is from RefSeq and is a predicted model, not a curated record. Gene Ontology annotation, biological process: cilium assembly.